GACCAAACGACUAUCAAAAAGAUUCAAAACUGACUUCUUCUGCCUUAAAACCCUAACCUCUCAAUCUCCCAUUCUGAAGAAGGCGCGACACUCCUCGCAGAAGUGCAGAGUUCCUCCAGCUAGUUCCAAUCAAUGGCGAGUGUACCUGUUAAUCCAAAACCUUUUUUGAAUAAUCUCACUGGGAGCCCUGUCAUGGUGAAGCUCAAGUGGGGAAUGGAGUACAAAGGUUUUCUUGUUUCCGUUGAUUCAUAUAUGAAUUUACAGCUUGCUAACACGGAAGAGUAUAUUGAUGGACAGUUUACUGGAAAUCUUGGAGAGAUUCUCAUCAGGUGUAAUAAUGUUAUGUAUCUUCGUGGUGUUCCGGAGGAAAUUGAUGCUGAUGAAGAUUAGAUGGUAAUGAUAUUAUCACCAGCCCUCACCCUCACCCCCUCCGCAGAAGUCAUCACCAUCUACUUCUCUUGUUCUGCCUGUGCUUUUAUUAACUAAAUGAUGUUAACUACCAUGUCAGAAUUUUACCAUACUACUGAAGAUAGCAAGGGAGACUCAUGCUGUGCUAUUUUUAUUUUAUUUUACCCCUUAGGCUGUGAGUUGCAUGGUGUCACAGUGGAAUAGGCAUCUUUUGUUGACAUGAAUUAGCGAUGAAAUUUGGUUUUUGGCCUGUGCUUGUGAUAUGACUUGGUAAGAUGGUAGUUAUUAGCAUUCUGACGGAUGGUCGGAAUGCUAAUAAUUACUCAUUCCGUUCUUUUUUAAUAGGCAGGUUUCUAUAAAUAAAAA
Messenger RNA from Papaver somniferum (opium poppy), 774 nucleotides. RefSeq names its product probable small nuclear ribonucleoprotein F. Gene Ontology annotation, biological process: spliceosomal snRNP assembly; mRNA splicing, via spliceosome. Lineage: Eukaryota; Viridiplantae; Streptophyta; Magnoliopsida; Ranunculales; Papaveraceae. The transcript is spliced from 5 exons. The coding region runs from base 133 to 390 and encodes 85 amino acids. Gene Ontology annotation, cellular component: U1 snRNP; catalytic step 2 spliceosome. Gene Ontology annotation, molecular function: RNA binding. The record is from RefSeq and is a predicted model, not a curated record.